Cylicostephanus goldi is the source of this 588-nucleotide messenger RNA. NCBI's taxonomy places the organism in Eukaryota, Metazoa, Nematoda, Chromadorea, Rhabditida, Strongylidae. The record is from the annotation of a GenBank genome assembly.
AUGCCAGAUACUAGAAUGAGAGGAGUGGAAGUAUGCGAAUGUCCGGAGAAUUUUGCUGGGAAUAGCUGUGAGUCCUGCGUCCCCGGAUAUCGUCGUGUCAACAACCAGCUCUAUGGUGGACGAUGUGAGAAAUGUAACUGCCAGGGACAUACGGACACUUGUGAUCCAUUCACUGGGGAAUGUACUAACUGCCAGCAUAACACCACUGGAUCUCGUUGUGAGCUCUGCUUGCCUGGGCACUAUGGAAACCCUUCCUUGGGUGGAGAGCUAGGAGCUUGUAGACCAUGCGCAUGUCCUACGGUAGAGAAUAGCCGGUCAUCAGAGUGUGUGAUGACACAGCUUGUCGUUGCGGGACCAGCAGCAUCUCAAGAAGAUGCCUAUGUUUGUACAGCCUGCGAACGAGGCUACGAAGGAAACAAAUGCGAAGUGUGCGCCGAUGGUUACUUCGGAAAUCCUCUUGAGACCAACGGAACCUGCGUGGAAUGCGAUUGUAACGAUAAUGUGGAUCCGAUGGCGAUUGGUAACUGUGAUGCGCAGACUGGAAGAUGUUUGAAGUGUAUCGGGGACACAAUGGGCGAACAUUGCGAG